AGGACAGCGGCCCUCGAGGACUGGAGUUUGAGACCCCUGAUGUAGAGCAAGGGUUGGAACUGGGUUAACGGGUUACACAUUGCAAGUUCAUAGCUAAAGAAAUUGUGAUUUACCUGUGAAAGAAUGAAAUCCUGGAUGUGAGGAGCUAAAAUUAUUGUCCACCAACCAAUGGGGUGGUUUAAAACUAAGCCUCAGCCUUGAAAAAACGGUAAGUAAUUCAGUUAAAGUAGACACUGAAAGGUCAAAGUAGAGCCAAUGGUUUAUUCCGAAGGAGUAAGUUUAGGUUCACACAUCUGGUUAAACUGCUUCCUGUAUUUCUCUUCCUCUGGAGGUUUCCUUGGUGCACAAAAGGAGAAGACCCUACACCUGUUCCUGCUGGAGGAAGAGUAACUGUUCUGGUUUAGGUAUGCUUUUGGAUUACUCUAAGCUGGAGGGUUUCACUGAGAGGGAUCUGUGGGUUUCCCUCUUGAAACUGCUUCAACUGCUACUGAAUGUCAAAUAAGUGAAAGGUAAACAAUGGUUGGACAAUUACAGAAUAGAUGGAUGGAGCAGAAGCAGUAGUAUUUUUUUAUUUUUUAUUUUUUACUUAACAUUUUACUGUUUGUCCUACCUGGUGUUUGUUAUAUACAGUAUAACCUUAGUAAAAUAUUUUAUUAGAAGUCCAGAAAGUCAGACAAUAUAAUGAAGUUCGAGCACUUAAUAAUAAUAAAAAAAAAAAGAUCACAACUGCAAUUCACAAAAACAAGAAAAUAUAAAAAUUAUACUUCCAAACAUAUUUGUGUUUUUUGCUUGUUGGCACCUGAGUUGCUUAUUUUAGACAAAACAGAGUCAUGUUCAGUUAAUGUUUUACAGGCUGGUGAAUGGACACCUCCCACAGUCCCUCCUACUCACCAUGCCCUGCUACUAAAGCCCACAUUUGUACUUGGGUAAACAUUCACUUUAGCUUCUGGUGUGAAGAGCACUGUGUUGUAAUAUCUAUCAUUAGAUCAAAUAUGGAGAUAAAAGUGCUGUGUCUUCUCAUGAUACUGAGUCUGGGAAUCCAUUUGUCCCCGGCAGAAUUUUUGUUGCGGCAAAAAAGGAACUGGAUCAUACAAACCUUCAUGAUCGAUGAAAGUUACAGUGGGACCUUUCCAUAUUAUUUGGGUAAAAUUGAAAUUGAUUCCAGUUUAAAUAUUGUGGAAGUCACUGGUCAAGGUAUGACUGAGGAACCUCGAGAUUUAAUUAGCCUAAGUGAAAAAGAAGGACAUGUUAUAAUCAAGGGUCCCGUGGACUAUGAAAAAUAUACAAUUCUGAAGCUGAUAAUUAGGGCACAAAGUAAAAAAAAUCAUACAUGGACAAAGGUGGGCGUUAAUUUUGAAAUCAUUGAUGCAAAUGACAACCCCCCAAUAUUUAGCAAAACAGCAUAUGAGAUUACCAUAAAUGAGUCAACAUUACAAGGCACUGAAUUGAUCAAUGUUACAGCAACAGACAGUGACAUCAAAGAGGAGUAUAGGAUUUUUUUUUUUAGUAUAGAGUCAGUUAUUCCUGAAACAGAGGACUUGGAAUUCACCAUAAAUAAGGUGCCUUAUUUUGGUGAUGGUACCAUUUCAUUUAAAGGAUGCCUGGACUACAAGAAAGCAGACAAAUACACCAUUAUUGUGAAGGCAACAGACCUUGGAAAACCAAAGCCACUCUUCAGCUUCACCAACGUAACAGUCAACAUAAACCAUGGAAAUAGAUAUCGGCCAAUGUUUACAAACCAAACUGGUCCAGUACGUGUGAAAGAAGGUGAGGAAAAUGUUAUUUUUUCCCGUCUACAAGUCAAGGAUGAAGAUACCAAAGGUACAAAAGGUUGGAAUGCAAUAUAUGAAAUCCAUGGAGACAAAAACAACAACUUCAAAAUAAGGACUGAUCCUCAAACAAACAAAGGAUUACUCUAUGUGAAUAAGCCACUUGACUAUGAGGAUGAAUCCUUGAAGAACAUCACAAUCACAGUGGAGAAUGAAAUUCCUUAUUUCACAUGCAAAGUGAUGGAUCGAAACACCUCAGGCCUUUGGAAAAUAAAAACAGAUCCCAGCUUUUUCAGUGGAGUGUCUAUGAGUAGAAGGAGUGAUGGAGGAGGGACUCAUCAAAUGACAAUAGUAGUAGAAGAUGUCAAUGAGCCUCCAGUCUUUGAUGAACUAAAACCAAUUUCUCUGCCUAAAAAUGUGGAAGUGGGCCAUUAUUUGGGAACAAUUGUUUCUAGAGACCCAGAUGUCCAAGGUAUAAGAAUAAUUAGAUACUCAAAAGGUGAAGAUCCAGCCAAUUUGGUUUCAGUGGACCCCGAGACCGGAAAAAUAACCACAGCAAGUAUCUUAGACAGAGAGUCACCCUACGCUAAAGAUGGAAUUUAUGUCAUCACAGUGAAUGCUGUUGAUUGUGGAAGCCCUCCUCAGACCAGCACAGCAAGUCUCAGCAUCUACAUCGCUCGUGAGAAUGACAAUGCUCCAUCUCUAAUUGUAAACACCUUUGACAUGUGCCAAAGUGACAAAUCAUCAUGGGUCAAUGUCACAGCUGAGGAUCCAGAUGAGGACCCAUACAGUGGGCCUUUUUCGUUCAAACUUCUUGGAGAUGUUAAGAAAAAGUGGAGGAUUGAUCCUGAGCAAGGAUAUUCAGUCAACCUGGUUAAAGGACAAAACGUUUAUUCUGGACAUCACAAGUUGAAGCUAGAAGUGUCAGAUUUUCAAGGAAAUAAAGCUCUUCAUGACUUGUCAGUUGUUGUGUGCAAGUGCUCUGAUACAACCAAGCCAGACUGCAGCCUGAGAAAAGCUGCUGGAUUCACAGUAGGAACAGGAGCUCUGGGAGUAUUAUUCUUCUGCAUUACAUUAAUAAUAGGUUUGUUAUUUUUAACAUUUUUGGUCUCAUGUAAACCUGAGACGAUACCAGUGGACGAUGGUGAGCAUGUGCAACACUUAAUGAAAAGCAACACAGAAGAACCAGGAACUGAUUGUCAUGUGCCCUUCAACUCACUAAACAGCAGAAAUUAUGGACAGCAAAUUCAAGUAUCUGAAGAUGUAAAUUUGUCAAUGACACCGGUAUUACUGGAUUCUGUCGUUAAUGUCCAAGGAUGCCCGAAUGUGAUCAAGUUCAAUCAAGACAGAGGGAGUUGGGCAAAAUCUUCUGUGGUGUCUUUCCGUGAGCACUGGGAUAAGUCUACUGAGGGCAUGGGGAUCAGACGUCAGCUGGGAACAUUAAAGGAAGGGGCCCGUAUGGAGCAGACUCAUGAAACUCUACUAUUCACAGCCCUCACAAAUAUGCUAGAAAAACUUGAGGCACCAGGUGAGGAACUUGGUGAUUAUGAACCCACUGUGUAUGAUGAUGAGGGAGACUUGGUAAAAAACUUUGAACUUGAUGCCAUUUCCAACCCUGAAGAUCCCUUUGACUCAGAAAUAGAACUGGACUCCAGGUUUUCACCCCUUGCAUCAGUCUGUUCACCUGACUUGUUUGCCCAAAGCACAAAAAUGUAAGACAGAUACUCUGACCAGAAUGGUUGAGCAUAGGAGGGCUACUUCUUGUGUUGUGUUUAAUGUUUAGCUUUUCUACACCUUUCAAGCAAUCUUAAAAGAUGCCAAGGCCGACUGAAUUUUGUUUAAACAUUUAAUAGUUUGAAACAAUUUCUGCCAAAAAGAUGGAGUGCUGUUAAAAAAAUGACAAUGAUAUUUUCUUUGUGUAAGGAGACAAGUUAUAGAAAGCAAACUUGAUUACCAUUACAACGUAUCAAAAUAACAAGACAUUGCUCAAGUUUUAAGUCUUUACGUUUCUUUAUAAUUCCGCUGUUUUUAGAUUUUUAUUUCUUUGUUGGCCAGAAUUGAAAUAUGAUUAAUUUGAAGAGCAUUAUUGUAUACAAAACAAAGGAAAUUAAUUUUUUUAUGCAUCAUUGUCAAGUGUCCUUAAAAUACUUAGCACUACUUCAUUAUUUUCUGACAUAAUAUAACUUUCAUGUGUAAAAAUGUUGCACAUAUUAGGAGUUUGCAUGUUGUAUUUUGCACAAAAACACUGUUUAAAAAAACAAUAAAGAAUACACAGAAAUAUUUGUUACUUUGGCACAGAAGAAACUUUCUACUUGACUGAGCGACAUUUGUGGAGCUUCAUUGCCUUGAUAAAAUGACGAGUUUACACACUGAUAGUUGUAAUCCACAAGAGGGUUCUGGUUUCUGUUUUUCAAAACAUACACGGCAAAAAGAAACCAUUUUUCCACCAUUUUUGUUCAGCUAUACUAGCCUUUAUUUGAUAGUGAAAUGACAGGAAGGUGGGUUGUGACUGAGGGGGAAGACAUGCGGCAAAGGUCAACGGACAGGGACUCGAACCAUCACAGACCUGCACUGCCAGACUAACCUGGUCAUAGCCUUUCUGGGCAAUUCUGCUAAAAAAAAAAAAAAUCUUAUUUACAGCACAGUCUGGGCUUUCUCCCCUUCACUUGGAUUCUCACCAGUAGAUUUUCUACAGGGCCAAUCAGCGAACAGAAGGAGAAGCUGUGAACUUUCUGUGUAUUUUUAGAAUUGUAGUCUGCCUAGGAAGUAAGAAGUGAAGAAAGCCAUUCAGUCCAUGUUGAUCAAAUAUUGCAAUGACAUUAGCAGCUUCCUUGUUUGAACUGGUACUUCUCUCCUCAUGGUGGAGGAUGGUUGUUUUCAUCGCAGGCAAUUUCUGGUAAGCUUCAUAACAUGGAACUGGUGCAUUACAUAUGUCACGCGGAAACAAUAACUGAGAGCCCAGACCCUCUGCACGAUGCAAAUAGCGUAGAACAAGGGGUUGGUUUUUUUACCAGGUUACCAUCUUAAUUUUCAUCUUGAAUUCAGGAAACAAAAUAAUAAGUUGAAGCCAACUUACUGAUUUUUCCAAAACUCUACAAUGCUUUAACUACUCUGUACUGUAAAUAUGUCUGAUUACUGUCUGAAUUAAAAAUGGUCUGUUUCUUUGUAUAAAUCUUGAGAGUUCUCUUAAUAAUCUAUACAAAUAAAUGACAAGCAGAUUUUAAAGGCACAAAUCAAGGGACAUUUUACUUCAAACUAAGUCACUCUUACAUUUUUUCUUUCCUUCCUCCUUCCUUCCUUUCUUUCUUUCUUCCUCUCUUUCUUUCCUAUAUGGAUCUAUAUUGAUCAGAAUUAUUAGAUCAUACUCUGUAAUUUGUUUUAAUAGAAUACAAGGAUUUUGUAUGUGUAUAUGUUGUACUGUAUACAUUUCUCUUUGACAUGGAUGGAUUGUCCAUGACUUGAUGUAACUAGAUUCAUUUGGAAUGUAUGUAUGAUUGGAUUGACUUUUUUUGUAAAGUGCCUUGAGAUGAAUUGUGAAUUGAUGUAUAAAUAAACUGAAAUGAAGUUCUAUAUAUAGCAGUAUAUAAAUCAGUUAUGUCCUUUUUAAAGUCAUUCCAUUGUGAAUGACUUGCAACUUGCAAGAAAUCACUUAAGAAAACAGAUGCUACUGACAUACUACCAGCCGUAGUGCUGUAUAACAGCAGCACUACGGCUCAAAGGAAAGCUCUCCAAA
Xiphophorus hellerii (green swordtail) is the source of this 5502-nucleotide messenger RNA. RefSeq names its product cadherin-like protein 26. Gene Ontology annotation, cellular component: catenin complex; adherens junction; membrane. Lineage: Eukaryota; Metazoa; Chordata; Actinopteri; Cyprinodontiformes; Poeciliidae. The coding region runs from base 861 to 3485 and encodes 874 amino acids. Gene Ontology annotation, molecular function: cadherin binding; calcium ion binding; beta-catenin binding. The transcript has 16 exons. Gene Ontology annotation, biological process: cell-cell junction assembly; multicellular organism development; adherens junction organization. The record is from RefSeq and is a predicted model, not a curated record.